Messenger RNA from Psammomys obesus (fat sand rat), 1357 nucleotides. It is a transcript of the gene Rarres1, whose product is annotated as retinoic acid receptor responder 1. The transcript is spliced from 6 exons. Lineage: Eukaryota; Metazoa; Chordata; Mammalia; Rodentia; Muridae. Gene Ontology annotation, molecular function: metalloendopeptidase inhibitor activity. The coding region runs from base 62 to 919 and encodes 285 amino acids. The record is from RefSeq and is a predicted model, not a curated record.
GCGAGCUCCGCGCCAGCCUCCCGCAUCCACGCCGCCCGCUUGGCCCCCGCCGUCCGCCUCCAUGCAGCCCGCGCCGCCGCCGAGCCUCUGGCUGCUGCUGAGCCUCGCGCUGCCCGGGGUGGCCGCGGUGGCGCUCGGGGACCCCGAGGCCACCGCCGUCCCCGAGCGGCCCCCGGCCGCGGGGCUGCCGAGCGGGAUCCUGCAGCUGGCGGCGCGCGCCGCGCUGCACUUCUUCAACUUCCGCGCCGGCUCGCCCAGCGCGCUGCGGGUGCUGGCCGCCGUGCAGGAGGGCCGCGCACGGGUCGACCCUCAAGGGGGCUGUGAAGUGAACUUGGUGUUUAGUACAGAGCGCUACAACCCCGAGCAGCAAGGCGAGGGACAGCUGGGCAAAUGUUCUGCAAGGGUGUUUUUCAAGAAUCAUAAACCCAGGCCAGCUGUUAAUGUCACCUGCGCGCGGUUCGCGGAGAAAGUGAAGAGACAAGCAAGGGAUUAUCUGCUUUACAAGCAAAUGAAGCAAGUGAAGACUCCGCUGGACAUCAGCAGCAUACCUGAUAGUCAUGGGCAUAUUGAUCCCUCACUGAGACCCCUCUGGGACUUGGCUUUUCUCGGCAGCUCUUACGUGAUGUGGGAGAAGACAUCCCAGUUUUUGCACUACUACUUGAUCCAGCUCAGUAGCGUGAAGCAGUUGAAAACCGAAGAUGAUGGCAUUGAUUUUGACUUUAUUGCUCUACUUCAUGAAUUCUCAACACAGGAAAUCAUACCCUGUCGUAUUCAGAUGGUCUGGUACCCUGGUAAACCACUUAAAGUAAAGUACUAUUGUCAAGAACUCCAGAGCCCAGAAGAAGCCUCUGGGAUGGAAGAAGCCUCUGGGAUGGAAGAAACCUCAGCUAUGGCACCAACAGAGCUCAAUAAUUCCUAAAGAGAGAGAGAAAGAGAAAGAUCUGCUUCAAUCAUAUUCCAAACACAGCGACUCCACAGGUCUACUUCAUCACUCCUGUAUGAGCAAAGGUCCAGGCAUUCUGGCAGCUCGGGCAAGCCUGCACUUACAAGUCAGUGUCCAGGAGCGCCAGCCUGCUUUUGACCUGACCUUGCCUUGGUGUUUAACUGCCAGCCUGUGUGUUCCUGUCUGCUCAGGACUUAACCAAUCAUAAUGAAUGACCACCAGAAGGUGGAUCAGCAGUUGCUUUUGGGAAGAGGGUUCAUCUCUGAAUUUGUAUUUUUUCCUAACUGGAUACACCGCAGCUCUUUUACGUUGCUAAAUUGUUUCUCCUUAUUAUGUCAACAUUUUUUCAGUGUAAGUGAACUGUAGGGAAAUAUUAACUGCUAAUUUCAGGCAGGUAUUCUCUUUUUAACUUGA